AGGACUUCUCUCUCUGUAGGGUUUUUAGUACAAUAAAUAAAUAAGUGCUGCGCAUUUUUCUCCCCCUAAACUCACUGUCUCUCUCUCCAUGUCUGCCUGACCGUAAAUAGUGAAAUUCAAGGUAGGGCGGUUGAAAUUCCCCAAUUCCAGUUCAAUUUUUGAACUUCUUGUCUGCCGAGCUGAGAAACAAGGAAUGUUGUUUGAAACCCUAUCUUUACUCUUGAGCUGGACAAGUUACCAAUUUGCUGAAAAAGUCUAGCUGUCAGCUGGACUCUGCUUUGAAAUGCAAGUGUUUCCUCAUCCCUAACUCGGAACACUUUCGGGGGCAGUCCAGAGAGGUGGAGAGAAUAAAUAAAAGAAAAAUGAAAGGGAACGAGCAUGGAUUAAUAUUGGCAUGUGUGAUUCCUGGGACCUUCUUCUCUGUGCUCUGUUCUGCUUCUUUUACUAUACUGUGGGCUGUCAAUUGGCGACCAUGGAGAAUUUAUAGUUGGAUUAUUGCCAGAAAAUGGCCUGGAAUGAUGCAAGGUCCUCAGCUGGGAAUUUUAUGCAGUCUUAUGUCCCUCACUGCGUGGUUGAUUGUUGUCUCUCCUAUCGUGGUGCUUAUAAUGUGGGGAAGCUGGCUAAUUAUAAUUUUGGGCCGGGACAUAAUUGGUUUGGCUGUGAUAAUGGCUGGUACUGCCCUUCUGUUGGCAUUCUACUCAAUCAUGCUUUGGUGGAGAACACAAUGGCAAAGCUCAAGAGCUGUAGCUGUUCUUCUGUUGUUGGCUGUUGGGUUGCUCUGUGCAUAUGAACUUUGUGCCGUGUAUGUCACAGCCGGUGUUAGUGCAUCUGAGAGAUAUUCACCUUCAGGCUUUUUCUUUGGUGUGUCAGCAAUUGCCUUAGCCAUCAACAUGCUCUUUAUUUGUAGAAUGGUGUUUAACGGUAAUGGCUUAGAUGUUGAUGAGUAUGUGCGGAGGGCUUACAAAUUCUCUUACUCUGACUGUAUUGAAGUGGGUCCAGUUGCUUGCUUACAGGAACCUCCUGAACCUAAUGAGUUAUAUUCCCGAAAAACGAGAAGGGCUUUGCAUCUUGUUCUUCUAUAUCUUGGUUCACUUCUAGUACUACUUGCAUAUUCGGUCUUGUAUGGCCUGACCGCAAAGGAAUCACCCUGGCUUGCGACUAUAACAUCAGCUGCCAUUAUUAUACUUGACUGGAAUACAGGGGCAUGCUUGUAUGGAUUUCAGCUUCUUAGAAACCGUGUCGUUGCACUUUUUGUUGCGGGAGUGUCUCGGGUGUUCCUGAUAUGUUUUGGAGUUCAAUACUGGUAUUUGGGACAUUGCACUAGUUAUGCAGUUGUGGCAUCCGUGCUUCUAGGUGCUGCUGUUUCACGCCACUUAUCUGCUACAGAUCCAUCGGUGGCAAGAAGAGAUGCUUUGCAGAGUACAGUUAUUCGCCUUAGAAAUGGUUUCCGCAGAAAAGAUCAAAGUAGUUCUGCUAGUUCUUCCGAGGGGUGUGGGUCUAGCGUGAAACGCAGUAGCAGUGCAGAUCCUGGUCAUCUUGCUAAUACUACUGUGUCUUGCGCUGGUGAUGUUAAUAGCUGGAAUACUAUUGAGGGCAUCAAUAGUGAUAAGAGUAUGGAUAGCGGAAGGCCUAGUUUAGCAUUGCGUAGUAGUUCAUGCAGAUCAGUCGCUCAAGAGCCUGACCUAGUCUCGUCGUGUGUUGACAAGAAUUUUGAUCGCAACUCUCUGCCAGUAUGCUCAAGUAAUUACAUUGAAAACCAAGGCUGCGAGUCCAGUGCAUCAACUUCCAUAAAUCAGCAAACGAUGGACUUGAAUAUGGCAUUUUCUUUCCAGGAAAAGUUGAAUGAUCCCCGAAUCACCUCAAUAUUAAAGAAGAAGACACGACAAGGAGAUGUUGAACUUACUAAUUUAUUACAAAAUAAAGGACUGGAUCCAAAUUUUUCUGUAAUGCUGAAAGAGAAUGGUUUAGAUCCAAGGAUCCUUGCAUUAUUACAAAGAAGUAGUUUGGAUGCAGAUAGAGAUCACUGUGACAAUACCAAUGCGACUGUCAUUGACUCGAACAGUGUUGACCAUGUGUUUCCUCAUCAAAUUUCUUUUUCUGAAGAGCUCCGACUCCAAGGAUUAGGAAAGUGGCUUCUUUUUUGCAGAAUGGUUUUGCAUCACAUUGUAGGAACUCCGGAAAGAGCAUGGCUUCUUUUUAGUCUAGUCUUCAUCCUUGAAACUGUGGUUGUGGGAAUGGUUCGUCCAAAGACAAUAAACCUUAUAAAUGCUGCACACCAACAGUUUGAAUUUGGUAUUGUGGUGCUGCUUCUGUCUCCUGUCAUAUGCUCAAUACUGGCAUUCGUCCGGUCUCUUCAGCUGGAAGAGCUUGCCAUGACUUCGAAGUCACGCAAGUAUGGGUUUAUUGCUUGGAUGCUGAGCACCUGUGUUGGUUUGCUUCUGUCAUUCCUAAGCAAAUCAUCAGUUCUGCUGGGGUUGUCUUUGAUGGUUCCUUUAAUGGUAGCAUGCCUGUCCUUCGCCAUUCCAAUAUGGGUUCGUAAUGGCUAUCAGUUUUGGGGGUCAAGAGUUGAGAAUGGGGGUGGUGUAGGAGAUCAUCAAACUACAGGGAUGAAACAGGGCGUCGUUCUAUGUAUCUACAUGUCUUUAUUUGCUGGAUCUGUUGUAGCUCUUGGAGCGAUAGUGUCUGCAAAACCAUUAGAUGAUUUAGAAUACAAAGGGUUAACUGGUGAUCAGAGUGGUGUAACCUCUCCUUAUGCAUCAUCUGUUUACCUAGGUUGGGCAAUGGCAUCUGCAAUUGCUCUAUUAGUUAGUGGCUUGCUGCCCAUCAUAUCAUGGUUUGCGACAUACCGGUUCCCUCUUUCAUCUGGUAUUUCUAGUGGCAUAUUUGCAGCUGUUCUUGUGGCGUUUUGUAGUGUUUCCUACUUGAAAGUGGUGAGUUUGAGGGUUGAUCAGGUCCCAACAAAGGAAGAUUUCCUUGCCGCAUUGCUUCCAUUGAUAUGCAUUCCAGCAGUCUUGGCGCUUUCUUCGGGUUUAUUCAAAUGGAAAGAUGAUAACUGGAAACUUUCUCGAGGCGCAUAUAUAUUCAUUACUAUUGGUCUUCUUCUUCUUCUUGGUGCCAUUUCAGCCAUCAUUGUUACAGUUCAUCCCUGGAGGAUAGGAGCAGCAUUCCUCUUAGUUCUGCUCCUCCUUGUACUAGCUAUUGGUGCAAUUCACUUCUGGGCCUCGAAUAAUUUCUAUCUGACAAGAGUGCAGACGCUAGUUGUUUGUUUCCUAGCAUUUCUUGUGGCUUUGGCGGCCUUUCUUGUUGGGUGGUUUCAAGACAAGGCUUUUGUUGGUGCAUCUGUUGGUUACUUCUCAUUUCUUUUCCUUCUAGCUGGAAGAGCAUUGUCUGUGCUACUUUCACCUCCUAUAGUAGUCUAUUCCCCAAGGGUGUUGCCUGUGUAUGUAUAUGAUGCUCAUGCAGAUUGUGGGAAAAACGUCAGUGCUGCAUUUCUUUUGCUCUAUGGGAUUGCAUUAGCUAUUGAAGGCUGGGGUGUAGUUGCCAGUUUGAAAAUCUAUCCACCUUUUGCUGGAGCUGCUGUUUCAGCAAUUACGCUUGUUGUAGCCUUUGGAUUUGCCGUCUCUCGCCCAUGUUUGACCCUAGAGAUGGUUGAAGAUGCUGUUCAAUUUCUUAGCAAGGAAACUGUAGUCCAGGCAAUUUCUCGAUCUGCCACCAAGACAAGAAACGCUUUAUCUGGAACCUACUCUGCUCCCCAGAGGUCUGCCAGCUCAGCUGCUCUUUUGGUUGGGGAUCCUACUGUAAUGAGAGAUAAAGGAGGCAAUUUUGUACUUCCUAGGGCUGAUGUGAUGAAAUUGAGAGAUCGUCUUAGAAAUGAAGAACUAGCUGCUGGAUCCUUUUUUGCUAGACUGAGAAACAGGAAGAUGCGGCACGAAGUUACCACUGGUAUAGGUCACAAAAGAGAAAUGUGUGCUCAUGCCCGUAUACUAGCUUUGGAAGAAGCAAUUGACACUGAAUGGGUUUACAUGUGGGACAAAUUUGGUGGUUAUUUGCUUCUUUUGCUUGGUUUGACUGCUAAAGCUGAACGUGUACAGGAUGAGGUUCGUUUAAGACUUUUCCUUGACAGCAUAGGAUUCUCAGAUCUCAGUGCUAAGGAUAUAAAAAAGUGGCUUCCGGAGGAACGCAGACGAUUUGAACUUGUACAAGAGAGCUAUAUAAGAGAGAAAGAGAUGGAAGAGGAAAUAUUGAUGCAGAGACGUGAAGAGGAAGGAAGGGGCAAAGAAAGGAGGAGGGCUCUUCUGGAGAAGGAAGAGCGCAAAUGGAAGGAGAUAGAAGCUUCCCUUAUGUCAUCUAUUCCCAAUGCUGGCAACAGAGAAGCAGCAGCAGUAGCAGCUGCUGUUCGUGCAGUUGGAGGUGAUUCUGUGCUUGAUGAUUCUUUUGCUCGUGAGAGAGUUUCAAGCAUUGCGCGGCGUAUACGUGCUGCCCAACUAUCUCGUCGAGCACUCCAGACUGGAAUUAGUGGUGCUGUAUGCAUUCUCGAUGAUGAACCAACUACCAGCGGCAGACAUUGUGGCCCUAUUGAUCUCAGUAUUUGUUGCAGUAAAAAAGUUAGCAUUUCUAUUGCUGUUAUGAUGCAGCUUGAGUCUGGACCAGUUUGUCUGUUGGGCUCUGAAUUGCAGAAGAAAAUAUGCUGGGAGUUUCUUGUUGCUGGAUCAGAGCAAGGUAUUGAAGCUGGACAAGUUGGGCUUAGAUUAAUCACCAAGGGUGACAGACAAACAACAGUCUCAAAGGAGUGGAGUGUAGGUGCUAGUAAUGUUGCUGAUGGAAGGUGGCAUAUAAUUACAAUUACUGUAGAUGCUGAUGUAGGUGAAGUGGCUUGCUAUCUAGAUGGUAAUUUUGAUGGCUACCAAACAGGGCUACCACUGCACAUUGGUAGUUGCGUAUGGGAGCAAGGGACAGAAGUUUGGGUGGGAAUAAGGCCACCUAUUGAUCUUGAUGCAUUCGGGAGAACAGACAGUGAAGGACCUGAUUCUAAGAUGCAGAUAAUGGAUGUAUUUCUUUGGGGAAGGUGCUUAACUGAUGAUGAGAUUGCCACUAUUCCUGGUGCAAUAGGUUCUGCCGAGUAUAAUAUGAUCAAUCUACCAGAUGAUAAUUGGCAAUGGGCAGAAUCUCCAAUCAGGGUCGAUGACUGGGAGAGUGAUCCUGCAGAUGUUGAUCUUUAUGAUAGAGAUGAUGUGGAUUGGGAUGGACAAUAUUCUAGUGGGAGGAAGAGAAGAUCUGAACGGGAUGGGGUUGCAUUGGACAUCGAUUCUUUUACUAGAAGGUUGAGGAAACCUUCAUUGGAGACUCAGGAAGAAAUGAAUCAACGCAUGCUCUCAGUUGAGGUGGCUGUGAAGGAGGCUCUAUUGGCAAGAGGAGAAUCCCAGUUUACAGAUCAAGAGUUCCCUCCAAGCGACCGCUCAUUAUUUGUCGAUCCAGAUAACCCCCCUUCAAAACUGCAGGUUGUUGCUGCGUGGAUGAGACCCAUUGAAAUAGUCAAAGAAAAACGGUUUGUUUCUGGCCCAUGCCUGUUUUCUGGAGCCGCAAAUUCUUCAGACGUUUGCCAGGGACGGCUGGGUGAUUGUUGGUUUCUGAGUGCUGUUGCUGUUUUAACGGAGGUUUCACGAAUAUCAGAAGUCAUAAUUACACCUGAAUACAAUGAGGAAGGAAUCUAUACAGUUCGGUUCUGUAUCCAGGGCGAAUGGGUUCCUGUUGUUAUUGAUGAUUGGAUUCCCUGCGAGUCACCUGGUAAACCAGCAUUUGCCACCAGCAAGAAGGGAAAUGAAAUGUGGGUCUCUAUCUUGGAGAAAGCAUAUGCGAAGCUUCAUGGUUCGUAUGAGGCAUUAGAAGGCGGGCUUGUCCAAGAUGCUCUUGUUGAUCUAACUGGAGGUGCCGGUGAGGAAAUAGAUAUGAGAAGUUCAGAAGCACAGAUAGAUCUUGCUAGUGGAAGGUUAUGGUCUCAAGUGUUGCGCUUCAAACAAGAAGGUUUUCUGCUUGGCGCUGGUAGCCCUUCAGGUUCAGACGUGCAUAUUUCUUCGAGUGGCAUUGUUCAAGGGCAUGCCUACUCAAUAUUACAGGUACGAGAAGUAGAUGGCUAUAAACUUGUUCAAAUCCGAAAUCCAUGGGCAAAUGAGGUUGAGUGGAAUGGCCCUUGGUCUGAUUCAUCACCUGAAUGGACAGACAGGAUGAGACACAAGCUUAAACAUAUUCCCCAGGCAAAAGAUGGCAUAUUUUGGAUGUCUUGGCAAGAUUUUCAAAUACACUUCAGGUCAAUAUAUGUUUGUCGUGUGUACCCUCCAGAAAUGCGCUAUUCUGUUCACGGACAGUGGCGGGGCUGUAGUGCAGGCGGAUGCCAGGAUUAUGAUACAUGGCAUCAGAACCCACAGUUCCGUCUGAGAGCCAGAGGGCCCGAUGCUUCUUUACCCAUUCAUGUUUUCAUUACCUUAACUCAGGGCGUGAGCUUCUCGAGGACGACUGCUGGUUUCAGAAAUUAUCAGUCAAGCCACGAUUCCAUGAUGUUCUACAUUGGCAUGAGGAUUCUAAAGACCCGUGGCCGGCGUGCUGCCUACAACAUUUACUUGCAUGAAUCUGUUGGUGGGACUGAUUACGUAAACUCUCGAGAAAUUUCAUGUGAGAUGGUGUUAGAACCUGAUCCAAAAGGUUACACUAUUGUGCCCACAACCAUACACCCUGGUGAAGAGGCACCUUUUGUACUUACUGUUUUUACAAAGGCCUCAGUUUUACUUGAAGCUUUAUAGAUUGCACCAUCCAGUCAUCAGUUUUGGUUCAGAGUACAUCAUCUCUAAGAAGAGUUUACUUGGUAUGUAUGUCCCUGUGCAUUUCACAUCCGGCGGCGGUUAAUGACAAAUAGGUGACAAACUACAAGGUGUAAUUGAAGACAGGCAUGCGACAGCCACUGGUGUAAUUUUAUCUCACCACUAAGUGAGCUGAGAAAGCCACACUUCUCAUGUCAAUAUGUAUUAGGGCUGCUGCUCUCCAAGCACAGAAAAGGUGAGACACAAAAAGGAUUUCACACAGAAAAGGUGAGACACAAAAAGGAUUUCAGAGCUUUCCUUUUCUGUUUCUGUCAAAUUGAAGCUCUCUAGAAGACAGUCUUGGGCAUGCUAAGUUGUGUACAUGAGUAGUUGCUGUAAGAAUGUAGGAUCUGACCGUGUAAAUGAAGAGUGACAAGAGAAAAAACAGGACUUUUACUCAAAGGGUAGGAAUGUUAGCAUUAGAGUGCCUUAUUGGUAGCACAUAGGGUUAAUAUUGUUGAAUUUGAGUUGCUUUUUUUAGCAGCAAUUUUGAAAUCAUGUAAUGAAAUUUCUUUGUAAAGUUGAUAGUUAUUGUUUUAAUAUAAGGCAUUUGUCAAUUCUGAUAUCUUACUACUAAUAACAAAAUCAAUCAUUAUUUUUGAAUGCCAUUAUGGCAUUAUGUCUGUUGGUACAUAAGAUUUAACUUCUGUUGUAU
Molecule: messenger RNA, 7506 nt
Organism: Cuscuta epithymum
Lineage: Eukaryota; Viridiplantae; Streptophyta; Magnoliopsida; Solanales; Convolvulaceae
Source: the annotation of a GenBank genome assembly